CCCACAUCUGCUCGGUGUGCAGUUGAGCUUCGAGGGGCUGAGCUUCGAUGGAGGACCACAUGACGGGGCACAACAAGGAGAAGCGUUAUGAGUGCGACGUGUGUGGCAAGGCCUGGCAGAGCCCGAGCCUGCUGGAGACCCACCAGCGGGUGCACACGGGCGGGAAGCCCUAUGGCUGCUCCACCUGUGGCAAGAGCUUUACCCGGUUGAAUGGGCUGCAGGUGCACCAGCGGGUGCACAACAGUGAGCGGCCCUUCGCCUGCUCUGACUGCGGAAAAGGCUUCAAGUCGUCUCCGGACCUGAAGGCGCACAGGCGCCUGCACACCGGGGAGCGGCCCUAUACCUGCAGCGAAUGCGGCAAGGGCUUCACCCGCUCCGACAGCCUGCUGUACCACCAGCGCGCCCACGCCGGCGAGCGCCCCUACAUCUGCACCCAGUGCGGUAAGGGCUUCAUCCAGUCCACCUGCCUGCUGUCCCACCAGCGCACCCACACUGGGGAGCGGCCCUACACCUGCAGCGACUGCGGCAAGGGCUUCACCCGCUCCGACAGCUUGCUGUACCACCAGCGCCUCCACACCGGCGAGCGCCCCUACACCUGCGCCCAGUGCGGCAAGGGCUUCACUAAGUCUAGUCACCUGCUGUCCCAC
Messenger RNA from Amblyraja radiata (thorny skate), 647 nucleotides. RefSeq names its product zinc finger protein 239-like. The annotation marks the transcript as partial. The transcript is spliced from 2 exons. Gene Ontology annotation, cellular component: nucleus. The record is from RefSeq and is a predicted model, not a curated record. Gene Ontology annotation, biological process: regulation of gene expression. NCBI's taxonomy places the organism in Eukaryota, Metazoa, Chordata, Chondrichthyes, Rajiformes, Rajidae.